Molecule: messenger RNA, 1068 nt
Organism: Cuscuta campestris
Lineage: Eukaryota; Viridiplantae; Streptophyta; Magnoliopsida; Solanales; Convolvulaceae
Source: the annotation of a GenBank genome assembly
UAGCUAGUUGAAAUCCAGUGAUAAUAAAUUCCAGGGUUUCUAUAUUUAGUUAAUUAACCAGCAGAGAGAAUUGAAGAAAUUAAAGUUAAGAGAGAGAAGAGAGAGAGGGGGGCAAAAUGGGAAGAGGAAAGGUGGAGCUGAAGAGGAUAGAGAACAAGAUAAACAGGCAGGUGACAUUCUCAAAGAGGAGAAGUGGUUUGGUUAAGAAAGCCCAUGAAAUCUCUGUUCUUUGUGAUGCUGAGGUUGCCCUUAUUGUCUUCUCCCACAAAGGAAAGCUCUUUGAUUACUCCACUGAUUCUUGGUAUCUAGGAUUUAUUAGCUGGCUGACGAUUCAGUUCGCUACUUUCGUCAUGGAAAAGAUUUUGGAGCGGUACGAACGAUACUCAUACACCGAGGGUCGCUUGAUUUCAACUAGUACAGACCCAACGGAAAAUUGGACCUUGGAAUAUGCCAAGCUGAAAGCCAAGAUUGAACUUCUUAAAAGGAAUCAUAAGCAUUAUAUGGGAGAAGACUUGGACUUGUUGAACUUGAAAGAUCUGCAAAAUCUUGAGCAGCAGCUUGACUCUUCCCUUAAACUAAUUCGGUCCAGAAGAAAUCAACUGAUGUCUGAAUCCAUUUCUGAGCUUCAGAAAAAGGAAAGGGCUAUUCGGGAGGAAAACAACAUGCUGGUGAAGAAGAUUAAGGAAAAAGAAAGAAGAGGAGUUGCAGAAGUGGCAUGGGAUCAGCAAAACCAUGCUUCCUUCCUUUUCCAACACCAAUCUCUUCCGGCCUUAAACAUUGGGGGGAGCUACCAAGGAGUAGAGGAAGAAGCGAGGAGGAACAAUAACAACAACAACAAUGAUGAUGAGCAGUUAGACCUUAAUCUAGACUCACUCUAUCCUCCAUGCCAUCUUGGUUGCUUUGCUUCAUCAUAAAUCUACUACUAUAAGAAUAUAUAAAUAUAGUAUUGUACUAAGUUUGCCAUAAUUGAUUUGGUCCCCAGCUAGCCCACAUAUAUAUAUAUACACACAAUAUAUGCAGGUGGAUGGUGGUGACUAAAACUUAUAUAAAUAAUUGAGCUGUGCCACA